CGCCGCCUGAAUUCAGGCUCGUCCGCGUGCUGCCGGGCAACAGCGCCCCCACUCACCCCGCCCGGAGAGACGCGUGAGUCGGCUGGCCAACCCUCGGAAAGUGAGAGCAAAAAAGCAGCGGCAGGUCUGGUUUUCUUUACAGGCAGGGCUUUGGGCACCUAAGAUGACGCAAUAUUUGCGCGAGGUGGGGCGGGGCUCCGCGAGGACCUCAUCCUGAAGGGAUAAUCUGGGAAGCGGAAGUGGACGGGACGGUAGCGACGACUACUCCGCUGCUGGCUGCUGCUCUAUCCCUCUUUGGGAGCCUGAGCCCGGCUACCUGACAGCACUAGAGAUCUUUGCAAAUUAUCUUGUGGGGAAAAAUGCCUAAAGUCAAAAGAAGCCGGAAAGCUCCCCCAGAUGGCUGGGAGUUGAUUGAACCAACACUGGAUGAAUUAGAUCAAAAGAUGAGAGAAGCUGAAACAGAACCUCAUGAGGGAAAGAGGAAAGUGGAAUCUCUGUGGCCUAUCUUCAGGAUCCACCACCAGAAAACCCGCUAUAUUUUUGACCUCUUCUAUAAGCGGAAAGCCAUAAGCAGAGAACUAUAUGAAUAUUGUAUUAAAGAAGGCUAUGCAGACAAAAACCUGAUUGCAAAAUGGAAAAAGCAGGGUUAUGAAAACUUAUGCUGCCUGCGGUGCAUUCAGACACGAGACACUAAUUUUGGAACGAAUUGCAUUUGCCGGGUUCCCAAAAGCAAGCUGGAAGUGGGCCGGAUCAUUGAGUGCACACACUGCGGCUGCCGGGGCUGCUCUGGCUGAGGCCUUUGGGCCCUGACCCCUUUCCACCCAGGACUUUGGACUUCUCAGGUUUCUGCCUGUCGUGACACCCCCUUUUCCUGAUAGCAGCUCUUCUGGCAGAGCAGUGCCACAGGACCGAGUUGGAGCAUGGUCUCUAUGUGUGAAGGCUUUGGUGUUCAUCAGCUGUGAUUUGUAGAAAUAAAACUUUUAAACCUUUA
Messenger RNA from Eptesicus fuscus (big brown bat), 991 nucleotides. RefSeq names its product BUD31 homolog (gene BUD31). Gene Ontology annotation, cellular component: spliceosomal complex; nucleus. Bases 360 to 794 code for a protein of 144 amino acids. Gene Ontology annotation, biological process: mRNA splicing, via spliceosome. The record is from RefSeq and is a predicted model, not a curated record. NCBI's taxonomy places the organism in Eukaryota, Metazoa, Chordata, Mammalia, Chiroptera, Vespertilionidae. The transcript has 5 exons.